Messenger RNA from Homalodisca vitripennis (glassy-winged sharpshooter), 533 nucleotides. RefSeq names its product ATP-binding cassette sub-family C member 3-like. The annotation marks the transcript as partial. Gene Ontology annotation, biological process: transmembrane transport. Lineage: Eukaryota; Metazoa; Arthropoda; Insecta; Hemiptera; Cicadellidae. Gene Ontology annotation, molecular function: ATP hydrolysis activity; ATP binding; ATPase-coupled transmembrane transporter activity. The record is from RefSeq and is a predicted model, not a curated record. The transcript is spliced from 4 exons. Gene Ontology annotation, cellular component: membrane.
GGUGGAUGGGUAUUCGACUAGAAACGGUUGGCAACUUGCUAAUAUUGUUCGCAGCGGUGUUUGCCGUGUUGGGCAGAGACACAUUGGACGCGAGCAUUGUGGGACUUUCCGUCAGUUACGCUCUACAGAUAACUAGUAUGAUGAACUCAGCUGUGAGAAUGGCUUCUGAACUAUCAACGAACAUAGUGUCUGUAGAGAGGGUCAAAGAGUACUCCGAACUACCAGAGGAAGCAGCGUGGGAGGUCCACCCAAAACCUAGUCCAGACUGGCCCAGCAAGGGAGUGGUGCAUGUUGAGGAUUAUCAAGUAAGGUACAGGAAGGAACUAGACCUUGUCCUGAAGGGCAUAUCCUGCACAGUCAACGGAGGAGAGAAGAUAGGAAUUGUUGGUCGCACUGGCGCUGGAAAAUCUUCUCUCACUCUGUGUCUAUUUCGAAUCAUCGAGGCUGCCAGUGGUUCUAUACUUAUCGAUGGACUUGAUAUUUCCAAGAUCGGACUAGGAGAUCUACGCUCCAAACUUACUAUUAUACCUCAA